GCACGAGGGAGGAAGCGCUCCCGUAGUGACGUCACCGGUCGUGUUGUGGAGAAGGCUGGAGGAAGAUGGCGGGGUCCAAGGUGAAGCAGGACAUGCCUCCUCCGGGAGGCUAUGCCUCGUUUGAUUAUAAGAGAAAUCUACCGAAACGAGGACUCUCUGGAUAUAGCAUGUUUGGCAUUGGCAUUGGCAUCAUGCUGUUUGGUUACUGGAGGGUUUUCAAGUGGAACAGAGAGAGGAGACGCCUUCAUAUCGAAGAGUUGGAAGCCAGGAUCGCUCUGAUGCCCCUACUGCAGGCCGAGCAUGAUCGAAGGACCUUACGGCUGCUGAGGGAGAAUCUAGAGGAGGAGGCAGUUAUCAUGAAGGACGUUCCAGGUUGGAAGGUUGGUGAGACCGUCUUCCACACAGACCGCUGGGUCCCCCCUCUGUCAGAGGAGCUGUUCAACCUCCAACCCCGUGAGCAGCUUUUGCACGAGCAGUUUGGCUUCAUGUCGCACACGUAAGCAGCAACAAGAUGGAUGGUAUCCUGAGCUUUUCACCACCUUUCACAGCCGGUACCAUGUGGUCCUGAGCCCUUGCUCAAUUCAGCUUGUAAAUGUUCAAAAUUAAAGUUUUUUUUUUUCUGUACCUCA
Molecule: messenger RNA, 629 nt
Organism: Scatophagus argus
Lineage: Eukaryota; Metazoa; Chordata; Actinopteri; Scatophagidae
Gene: ndufa13
Product: NADH:ubiquinone oxidoreductase subunit A13
Exons: 5
Coding region: 66-500 (144 amino acids)
Source: RefSeq, a predicted model, not a curated record